Aedes albopictus (Asian tiger mosquito) is the source of this 1052-nucleotide messenger RNA. It is a transcript of the gene Taf9, whose product is annotated as transcription initiation factor TFIID subunit 9. Gene Ontology annotation, molecular function: transcription coactivator activity; protein heterodimerization activity; RNA polymerase II general transcription initiation factor activity. The coding region runs from base 136 to 933 and encodes 265 amino acids. Gene Ontology annotation, biological process: DNA-templated transcription initiation; RNA polymerase II preinitiation complex assembly. The transcript is spliced from 3 exons. The record is from RefSeq and is a predicted model, not a curated record. Gene Ontology annotation, cellular component: SAGA complex; transcription factor TFIID complex. NCBI's taxonomy places the organism in Eukaryota, Metazoa, Arthropoda, Insecta, Diptera, Culicidae.
UAGUACUUCACUGAUUGCCUCCUAUUGUAACGUUCAAAUGUCAGUCGAUAUCUUUUGUUUUUAUAAACGCUGUUGUCGGUCUUCUGCGUCUACCGAAAUUAUUAUUAAAAGUUUAAUUUUUAUAGUAAUUUUAAAAUGGAUAAUUUGCCGCCACAGCAAGAUCGCGAAAAAUCGGAAAAGAUGAAGAUGGUCAACCAGGUAAAGCACAUCCCCAAAGACGCCCAAGUGAUAAUGUCCAUUCUCAAGGAGCUGGGUGUAAGUGAUUACGAACCUAGAGUUAUCAAUCAACUGCUGGAAUUCACUUAUCGAUAUGUGACUUGUAUUUUGGAUGAUGCAAAAGUGUUCGCCAACCAUGCCCGGAAGAAGGUGAUUGAGCUGGACGACGUGAAGCUUGCCACUCAAAUGAUCCUGGAUAAAGCUUUCACCAGUCCUCCGCCUCGUGACGUUUUACUAGAAAUCGCUCGGAAUCGGAACAACAUUCCUCUGCCGUUGAUCAAGACUCACUGCGGGCUCCGAUUGCCCCCGGAUCGUUACUGCCUGUCGGCAUGCAACUACAAGCUCCGGGCUGUUCAACAGCCGAAAAAGAUGAACAAAUCGGCCAUCGAAUCGCGAUCGACGCUGAAAACCCCCAUGGGCAAAGGAGCCACCACAUCGACGACGACCGGUGUCAAACGGCCAGCUGUCCAGUCAACUCCCAAAACGCAGGUUGUGACAAUUCCCAAACCGGUUUUCAAAUUCACAUCGACGGCCGCCAAAAGUUCCGCUUCGACGAAGACCGUCAAGGCCAUCAAUCCCGUUGGAGGCGAAGGGCCUAACGGGAUUGAAAUCAAAACGGAAGUGGUGGAAGAUCCCCUGGCUUUCGGUACGAGCGACACCGAAGUCGGAAGUAUGAAGCGGAAACGGGAGGAGGAUGACUUUGAAAUAGUUCAAUAAGAAUAGGUAAGUUUCACUAUUUUUUCAAAUUUCUCAUUGUGGGUUCAAUAUGUAAUUUUCUAAAAUAGUAAAAGAAAUCAGAAAUGAUUUUUCAAUUUUAAUAAACAAAAGCUAAGUAA